GGACCACAGCAGCGUCUGUCGGACCAUCAGCUCAGUUACAUCAUUCAGAAUCAGCCUUUUGAUUAUUAAUAAAAACGACAACUACGCCUAAUAUAUGUUUUAUUGACUCCAAGCUAUGCGUGAAACGAAAACAAUGACCUGUUGUUAUAUUUACCACUGCUUUCUGCGCUUACCGUUAGAAGUCUCCGGAGCAUCAUCUCAGGGAGCCGACUCUUCACUCGCGCAGGACGGGACGCGAUCGCGAGAACGCCGUUAGGAUUCAUUCACAGGAAUGGGAAGUUUAAAUGCCAAGUGAGGACUGCGUACCCUGGCUUAAAAACGCAGUUUAAAAGGAAGUUAAAUAAAGCUAAACGCGUUUGAAAUGAAUAAUCUGUAAUAUUACAAUAAUCGACCCUCCAGCGCAAAUGUGUAACAACGGAUAAAUCGCGGCAGUCUCUGAAUGUCUUCUAUUAAAUCAACCCCUUCUGAGGUGGACUAUUAAUUCUACAAAUUAAGCAGCGCUGUUUCCUUGGGCACAAUGAAAUCCAUCUUCUACAGUCGCUUUUUCAUUCUUCUCCCGUGGAUUUUGAUAGUGAUCAUCGUGAUCGACAUCGACACGAAAAGAUCGUCUGUUCGGAACACGGCGAGCUUCUAUUUCUCUCGGAUGGGAACUGUCCAGCAGCGGCAGCAGGACGUCAGGGCGACUCGGAGCAGCAGCGGGUUCGGGAGUAACGGCACAUCUCUCCCUGUCAUUUACGCCAUCACUCCCACUUACAGCAGAGCGGUGCAGAAAGCAGAACUCACGCGCCUGGCCAACACGUUCCGCCAGGUUCCGCAGUUUCACUGGAUCGUGGUGGAGGACUCGAACUCGCAUACGGAGCUGGUUUCGCGGUUUCUCGCCCGGUCCGGGCUGCGAUGCACCCAUCUGAACGUGUUCACCCCGCGCAGGUUCAAGCGCACGGGGAUGCCCCGCGCGACCGAGCAGAGGAACGCAGCGCUCGGCUGGCUGAGAGGACACCGCACCUCCAAAGAUAAAGGAGUAGUGUUUUUCGCGGAUGAUGAUAACACUUACAGCCUUGAGUUAUUUGAAGAGAUGCGGUCAACCAGGAGAGUGUCAGUGUGGCCAGUAGGACUUGUUGGAGGCCGGAGGUACGAGCGUCCCCUGGUGGAGAAGGGCAAAGUGGUCGGUUGGUACACAGGCUGGAGGGCAGACAGACCAUUUGCAAUUGACAUGGCAGGCUUUGCGGUGAACCUGCAAGUGAUCCUGUCAAACCCACGUGCCCUCUUCAAGAGGAGAGGAGCCAAACCAGGUAUGCAGGAGUCUGAUUUCCUCAAGCAGAUCACAAAGGUGGAGGAACUGGAGCCAAAAGCCCACAACUGUACCCAGGUUCUGGUGUGGCACACCCGCACUGAGAAGGUAAACCUGGGCAAUGAACCAAAGCGGCAACGUGAUUCUGUUUUUAUUGAGGUCUAGUGGAUGAAACUGUCCUAGGAGUUUUAAACCUGCCAAUGUUACAUUGGAUGGAUCAGAGGACUGCAAUCAAUGGCACUUGCCAAAAUGAUUGCCACCUUUGAGCUUUUGGAUACUUGUUCUGGAGAGAAGACAUGUUCCUAAAGUAAUCAAAUGCUCUGGAGUUGCAUUUGGACCAAACUGUCCUGGGAACAUGUUCCUCGAUUCUGCACUGACAUGCACUACAACUGCUGGUGCUUUUCACUGUAGCAACACACUGGAUUACCUGUAAUGUGGUGGAAACACAAUGGUUAAGGGGUUUACAAAUGGCAACUGUGUGUAAAAACUUUAUCCUAUUCCUAUUCCUCACUCCACUUGUAGACUCUGGAUGGCUCUUCAGAGAAUCAGAUCAAUGUCUGUAUGCCUGUGAACCAGAGGAAAGAAUGCUUGAAUAAUGUACAGAGAGGUCUCAACUACUGAUGGGUGUUGGUGAAGAACCUGCCCAUGGAACACAAAUAGUCCACAAAGAAUGUGCACAAAUGAACGUGGAUGAAAGACUUUUAAGGUGCAUUGAAAAUUCCCUGGAAGUACAGACUAAGCUGUUUGAAGCUGCAAAGUCAAAACCAGUUUUUGUUUCACAGCACAUGGGACACCAUUACAGGGACAGAACCUUUGGAUUACAACUGUCUUUAUUCCAAACGACCCUCUUUAAAAGCAAAAAAAAAAAAUAAAAUAAAAAAAGACAAAGAAAAGAUAACUUUACAAUAAAUGCAUCUUUAGACAAAAUGAUCACACAA
Myxocyprinus asiaticus (Chinese sucker) is the source of this 2226-nucleotide messenger RNA. Its product is annotated as galactosylgalactosylxylosylprotein 3-beta-glucuronosyltransferase 2-like. NCBI's taxonomy places the organism in Eukaryota, Metazoa, Chordata, Actinopteri, Cypriniformes, Catostomidae. Gene Ontology annotation, biological process: chondroitin sulfate proteoglycan biosynthetic process; carbohydrate metabolic process. The record is from RefSeq and is a predicted model, not a curated record. Gene Ontology annotation, molecular function: galactosylgalactosylxylosylprotein 3-beta-glucuronosyltransferase activity. The transcript is spliced from 4 exons. Gene Ontology annotation, cellular component: Golgi membrane. Bases 518 to 1453 code for a protein of 311 amino acids.